GGCUCCAGGGCGCAGGCGCAAGCGCUCGGGGUGCAGCCCAGGCUGGAGGGCGGCGGCAGCGGCCGCUGAGGGAAGAUGGCGGCAGCGGCGGCAGCGGCGGCAGCUGCGGAGCAGCAAAGUUCCAAUGGUCCUGUAAAGAAGUCCAUGAGGGAGAAAGCUGUUGAGAGAAGAAAUGUUAAUAAAGAGCACAACAGUAACUUUAAAGCUGGAUAUAUUCCAAUUGAUGAAGAUCGUCUCCAUAAGACAGGAUUGAGAGGGAGAAAAGGAAAUUUAGCCAUCUGUGUGAUUAUCCUCUUGUUUAUCUUGGCUGUCAUCAAUUUAAUCAUAACACUUGUUAUUUGGGCUGUGAUUCGCAUUGGACCAAAUGGUUGUGACAGCAUGGAGUUUCAUGAAAGUGGUCUGCUUCGAUUUAAGCAAGUAUCUGACAUGGGAGUUAUACAUCCUCUCUAUAAGAGCACAGUGGGAGGAAGGAGAAAUGAAAAUUUGAUCAUCACUGGCAACAAUCAGCCUAUUGUUUUUCAGCAAGGAACGACAAAGCUCAGUGUAGAAAAGAACAAAACUUCUAUUACAAGUGACAUCGGUAUGCAGUUUUUUGACCCAAGGACUCAAAAUAUCUUAUUCAGCACAGACUAUGAAACUCAUGAGUUUCAUUUGCCAAGUGGAGUGAAGAGUUUGAAUGUGCAAAAAGCAUCAACUGAAAGGAUUACCAGCAAUGCUACCAGUGAUUUAAAUAUAAAAGUUGAUGGACGUGCUAUUGUGCGUGGAAAUGAAGGAGUAUUCAUUAUGGGCAAAACCAUUGAAUUUCACAUGGGUGGCAAUAUGGAGUUAAAGGCAGAAAAUAGCAUCAUCCUCAAUGGAACUGUGAUGGUUAGCACAACUCGCCUACCUACUUCCUCUAAUGGAGACCCGUUUGGCAAUGGUGACUGGGUACGCUACAAGCUCUGUAUGUGUGCUGAUGGGACUCUCUUCAAAGUACAAGUAAAAGGCCAGAACAUGGGUUGCCAAGUCUCAGACAAUCCCUGUGGAAGCACUCACUAGAAGAACCUGAGGGGUCAUCAGUACGGCCUUUUCUUUCUUUCUUUCUUUUUUUUUUUUUAACCAGAGCACUGCUUAGCUCUGGCUUAUGGUCAGGCUUGUUCCUGGGACUUCUGAGCCUCAGGCAUGAAAAUCUUUUGCAUAACCGUUAUGCUAUCUCCCAGCCCUGCUUGACUUUUUUAAGAGUGCAUGCAAGUCAUGUUUCUACAGAGUUUUGUAAUAACUCAUAACUGUUUUACUUACAGAGUACUACUGUGUACCUAUUAUAGUCUUUAUAUUUAAAAUGCGCUUGAAAGUCUAAAUGCUAAUACAUUAUAUUAAUUUGCAAUGAUCUUGAAGUUAUGGUUCUUUAAGUUGUCAAAAGUGAAUAAAAUGAAAACUAAUCUUUAUAAA
Messenger RNA from Erinaceus europaeus (western European hedgehog), 1428 nucleotides. It is a transcript of the gene SGCB, whose product is annotated as sarcoglycan beta. The transcript is spliced from 6 exons. The record is from RefSeq and is a predicted model, not a curated record. Bases 76 to 1038 code for a protein of 320 amino acids. NCBI's taxonomy places the organism in Eukaryota, Metazoa, Chordata, Mammalia, Eulipotyphla, Erinaceidae. Gene Ontology annotation, cellular component: sarcoglycan complex; sarcolemma. Gene Ontology annotation, biological process: muscle organ development.